Messenger RNA from Carassius auratus (goldfish), 2747 nucleotides. RefSeq lists its product as uncharacterized. The record is from RefSeq and is a predicted model, not a curated record. The transcript is spliced from 2 exons. Lineage: Eukaryota; Metazoa; Chordata; Actinopteri; Cypriniformes; Cyprinidae. The coding region runs from base 341 to 598 and encodes 85 amino acids.
AAAAAGCUUUGUCUAAAAAUCUUUCCGAGACCUUCUCCAGGUCGGCGUCACAAAAACAAAUGAAUAUGAAUAAGACAGGCACGCUCUCUCUCUCUCUCUCUCUCUCUCUCUCGUGUCCUCUCUUCUGGUCUGUCUCAUCCUCCUCUCGCUGUUGAUCCGUCUCUAAAAUGAUCGCAGACGCACAUCAGAUGUUGAGGAUUCAUGUACCUGUAGGCUGGAGCUGAACUCGACGAUGUCAUUUCGAUGUAAAUAGGUUACCUUGGUGGACUGAGACGACACAGAAAUCUAGCUUACCUGACCUUCCCGAAGCUUUAGUUAUUGUUCUUAUAAGCAAAUCGUCAUGGAUCUGUCAUUUAUGGCCGCGCAGAUCCCCGUGAUGACAGGAGCCUUCAUGGACUCAUCGCCUCAUGAUGACUACAGCACAGAUCAUUCUCUCUUCAACUCUUCUGCAAGCGUCCAUGCUGCCGCUCUGGCAGCUCACAACCAACAGGAGGAGCAGCAGCCCAUGUCCCGGGACGCCAUCUGGCUGUGGAUCGCUAUCACCGCCACCAUUGGGAACAUCAUAGUGGUGGGCGUCGUCUACGCCUUCACAUUCUGACCUCUGGAAUGAAACCAGCUGAACUUUGGAGACAUAUUCGGCUUCGAGUCCCCCAAAUGUAGGGCACCGGGGUUCCUCAUCAGACAAACAGUGUGUGCAAUCUUUCAAGAAAAAAAAAAAAGUACACUGUAUUAGUUGUUUAUUUGUUCGUUUUUUACGCAGAAUUGUUUUUAGAAGCUCCAGAAAUUAUUUUUGAUUCAUUGUAAUUUUCAUGUUGAAAACUUUGUAACUAGAUUGUUUAAUGCUAAACAAGUGUAACAUGAGGAAAAACACAUAUAUCAUUUUUUUUUUUUUUUUUUUUUUUCUGAGUGUCUAAUACUGCCGGACUUUCGCCAAACAAUUUGUACAUUUUUGCUUUUAGUAUGUAAUUACAAAUGCUGUUAUUAAGCUUUAAAUGUCUAGAGGGCAAACACUACUCUGAAAGUCAUCCAACUACAUUUUUAAAGCAGUGAUUAGAAAGUUGAAAUGAAUCCCAAAGCUAAUUUGAAAAAAAGUAACCAUAAAAUAAUGUAAAUAGAGCAAGUGCAGAGUGCUCUAUUGACCCUUUGUGCUAUUAAGUGCCCAGAACAGAAAAAAAAAAAAAACUUUUUUAUUAAAGAAUUGGUCACCUUGGUUAGAAACAGAUCAAGAUAAUAAGCGAUAAAAGCACUUAAAAUUGCCUUGAUUCAUGGGGCAUUUUUAAACAUUGGUUGACUUUUUUUUUUUUUUUUUUUUUUUGCGCCAGGAUCUCAAUUUGGAGACAAUCUCUUAUCUUAAAUCUUCAGUUGGUAAAACCACCACUUUAGUUGAUGAAAGGUUUAGUUUAACGUUUAAAUGCAUUACAAUGAUUUGAAUUCAAACCUGCAUUCUAGUAAAUGAUUUUAUGCUGAUAAAUCAUGCCAUCCCCUUAGUUGAGGGUGACAGGUCUAGCUUGUAUUUGGUAGAGGUCAAAGCUUUGCUUUUAAUGAGCUUAGCAUAAAAGGUAGGGUUGCUAUGGCGACUGUUUCAUGCUGUCUGGGAGACCAUGGCUGUGGCUUCGUAUCCCACCAUCACGACCCUGCAAAAAUCUUUACUGUCCACUGGUGCAAAGCAACUGUCCAAACAAACAUGCAUAUUAUUAUAUUUAUUUCAUGCGCAUUUUUUUAUGUAUUUAUUUUAUUUUAUUUUUUAACUGUGUGUUUUUUGAGUGUUUCAAAGCCAAUCUUCUUAAGCAGAUUGAUGAGAACACCAGCUUACCAUCAGUUGUUACUGCUGGUCUUUUUCCACACGUACACUUUUGUUUUAAUUCCAAUCAUGCAACUGCCAAUCAUUUUCUGAUGUCCUUAAAGGUCUAUGACCAAAAAAAACAAAAAAAAAACUAUUAAAAUUUACAAACCAGUUAGGUAUUUUCACUAUAAAACUUAAGGGAGAGUUAGUAAUUGAGUCGUUAUGAACCAGACAGUUUUCAGACUGUGACGGUCACUGUAUUGAUCUGAUCAAUGGACUUUGGACCUUAUUUAUAAGGCUGACCGAAAUUAAAUGGUUUUAGCUACGGUUCAGUGGGAUGAAAUGGACUGGGACGAAGCCAAGAUGAUCAUCUAUCAUCUUCUCUGCAGUGGAUUGCACUAGGAAAUGGUGUUAAAUAUAUGCUGGACAGGAAAAUGGCCUUUACUUUAUCAAUGACUUUGAUUUAUGGACUGGAAGGUCUCACGUCGGAUUAUAAAAUUACUUCACAGAUAAACUCUAACUGCCACAGUGAAGUUUGAUGAAGAGCUGAUUGUUAAUUAUGGAGCAUAAUACACUCUAAUUGGAAAGACUGUUGAAAUGUCCUUCAAAGUCCCUUUUGCUGGUACCAUUGCAGUUCCUAAGAGAGGAAGAUCUGCUAUUUCGACCAGCUCAAAUCACAUUCUUCAAACCACAGUAAAACGUAGUUUAGAAAUGUGCUGGAAAGUAAGAAUUUUCUGCUUAGCAAACAAUGUAGACGAUUUUUUUUUUAAAAGUCCUGUCUGUUGAUGUUGAGAGGCCUUUAUAUAGAGGCCUGAUAUUUAGUUUAGCAAAUGGACACUGGUGUGUUCAGCUUAAGUCUGCUUCAUCUGCACUGCAACAUGUUUCUUUUUGUAUUGAAAAAAAAAAUGUUGAAUUAAACUAAUCAUUGAACACCAGAUGUGCAACUCGUACAUUUAUGAUAACA